ACCAAUCAGACACCUUCACCAAGUCAAGUUGCAUGUGGAAAACCUACAGCACGAAGAAUUAAAAGAAUUAUUGAUGCUACUCAGUAUCAAAUUGAUGCUGGUCAAAAGAAAUUUGGUGGUUUUUUGUGCCAACAAUGUGGUCUAUAUUAUUCAAGAGGUGAACCAGAAGAUGAAGCGGAACAUGAUAAAUACCAUGCAGCCAAGGAUAUUUUUAAGUAUAAUAGUUUUAAAAAUGAAAAAGUUCUUUAUCAAGACACUGCUGAACGUAUUGUUGUUAUAUCGGGCUCAGAUUCUAAAAUGGCAUGUACAAAAGCUUUAGAAGUUAUAUCAUUUGUUGAUGUAGAACUUGGCUUUAACACACAAAAUUCUGUUUUGCCUACGACUAAAAAGGUUUAUUUGUAUAUUAAAGAUAAACAAGUGAUUGGAUGUCUAGUAGUAGAACUAAUAUCUGAGGCUUAUCGUAAUCUAGAAACUGAAACAGAAGACAUGGUUAUUGUUUCUGAAGAAUCGUAUCCUGUUAAAGUUGGUGUUAAUCGUAUAUGGACUAAAUGGGAUUGUCGUAAAAAUGGAAUUGCUUCAAAACUUCUAGACUGUUUCCGUAAAAACUACGCGUAUGGACAUAUAUUGACACUUCAUGAAAUAGCAUUUACAGUACCCACACGUGCCGGAAAACAAUUUAUUAAAAAGUAUACAAAUAAAAAUGAUUAUUUUGUUUAUACUGGGUGGUAAUUUUAAUUCCUAAGUAUAAUAAGUAUUAACUACUAUUUUUACUGUUCAUAUAUUUUUUUUUUAUUGUUAAGAUUAGAUUAAGACCUAUUUCUAUAAUAAAUAUUUUUAUGAGAUUGUAAUAUUUAAUAAUGACUAAGUUUUUAAAUUUUAGAAACUUAUUUAAUUACCAAAUAAAUAGCUUUCUUCAAAUAUACUAGUUUGAUGUUUUCAUAACUCAAUGACAAUUACAAUUCUAUUUUGAUACAUAUCUAAUUAUAAUAUUAUAAAUAUGUUUGUUAA
Molecule: messenger RNA, 1008 nt
Organism: Aphis gossypii (cotton aphid)
Lineage: Eukaryota; Metazoa; Arthropoda; Insecta; Hemiptera; Aphididae
Product: N-acetyltransferase ESCO2-like
Exons: 5
Biological process (GO): mitotic sister chromatid cohesion
Cellular component (GO): nucleus; chromatin
Molecular function (GO): protein-lysine-acetyltransferase activity
Source: RefSeq, a predicted model, not a curated record